AUGCCGUGCGUCGUGGAAAAUCAGUUAGAAACGUUCCGUGCCGAUCCUAUAUUAUCUCAUUUGGCCCAAGGCACUAACGUACGCUUCGGGGCAUGUCCACACGCUCCAGAACCAGAAAGAAGAGAAAAGUUUUUGCAAAGUUGCAAAAGCAAGCGGCUUGCUGUGGUAGGUUGUUUGACUUUUUAUUUGUAUUUUAGGCUAAUUUUGGAUUUUUAGCCUACUUUUUAUUUGUUUUGAUUUUUUUUGUUACCGAACAUAAACUAUACUAGAUUUUUUUACAAAAUCGUGGCAUAAUUACCAUGUUAUAACUUAAAGCUAACGAUUUGCCGAUCUUAUCUAUAGCUACACAUAUCUUGUGUCAUAUAACAUGUCACGACCUUUACGUUCUGAAAUUGGAGGCCAAAUCUCUUUUUUGUCACUUUUGAUGCGCGACCGAUCUUUUAAUCUUUACGGCUUUCUAGCGUACGAUCUAGUGACACUUCAAAAUUAUAAAAAUAGAUUUAAAAUUAACUAAUACACAAUUUAGUUAAUAUUUUCUAUCCUUAUGUUUCUUUUAAAAAUACAUUACAGCACGACCCAUAUGCUAACCAUAAGAGUCUCAAUUGACACAAACUUUAUUUGAUGUCUUUUUAAUAAAAAGUUUCUUUAAUGUCAUUGCUGUCCUCUUGUCGGAAAGCCAUAAAUUGAGUCGGUAACGAUUGGCCACGCUGCACUGUCUCUUUAAAUAGGGUUUACUAAGUUUAUAUAAAAAUUUUGUUAAGUGUCAUUUACUAAAAUUAAUGCAAUAAAUUCACAUAAAGGUAAAUUUGGUAACAUGACAUAAUUAUGACUCAAUAAUAUGACUCAAACAAAUCUUUUGAAAAUUCUAGACAUUUCCGUCGCAUGGAGUCAACAUGGAGUUGUCGUUGCAUUCAGAAGUUCGUGAGCAUGGUGGUGAUGCACACUUCGAAAGCUCCUUUAUAUUCAACGGAGUGUGUUGUCGUUUGAGAGGACGUAUCAACAAAAACUCGUUGGUUGGAACAGCCAAGGUUGAAUACGAUUCUGAAUCGGCGGAGCGGGAACUUAAAACAGCGGCCAAAGCGCGUUCAUAUCUUCAGAGAAUAAGCACGUUGCGAAGUUUGAUUACUGGUGGACAACCGCAUUAG
Messenger RNA from Bursaphelenchus okinawaensis, 1145 nucleotides. The record is from the annotation of a GenBank genome assembly. NCBI's taxonomy places the organism in Eukaryota, Metazoa, Nematoda, Chromadorea, Rhabditida, Aphelenchoididae.